UAUAGUCGCUCUUGUCGCGCAUUGCAUAAGUCUCUUUCUGGGUCACUAAGAAGUCUUAGCUGGUAUAGGGCAUUGGCAAAUAUGUAUCUUCAACUUUUGUUGUGUCCCUUGCUGGUCAGUUGGAUAAUAUUGCUACACACUUGUGGACAUUCUGCCUUGGCUGAGCAGGAGAUAGAUGGUGCAGAGCUGGCGAAGGUGGCGCUACCAUCGGAUAUUCACCGGCGUGUCAUUGGCGGCGAAUCUAUGACGAACCAAAAACUUGGGGGCUACCUGGUGGCCUUGCGUUAUCGUGGGGAAUUUAUCUGCGGCGGCACGCUGAUCAACGAUCGCAUUGUUGUCUCUGCGGCUCAUUGUUUUAUCGGACGCGGCCUCAAGAAUCAAUGGAUCAUUGAGGGCAACAUCAGUACGCUGAGCGAAACAGGCGUUAGGGUGGGCUUGGUCGAUGUCGUUAGGCCAGCAGCGUUCCGUGAGGAUGAUAUGCACAUGGAUGUGGCUGUGCUGUUGUUGCGGAAGCCCAUUAGGGGCAAGUCUAUAAACCCGCUGUCGCUGUGUAGUAAGCAUCUGCCCGCUGGAGAACAUCUCAGAGUCUCCGGUUGGGGGCUGAUCGAUCCUAAUGCUUCCACUCCACAUAUGCAUCUACGCAGCGUCGUUGUUCCGAUUCUUCAGAAGAAGCAGUGCAAGAAAACAUAUCGCGCAUCGGUGUUUCUGACGGAUAGUAUGUUCUGUGCUGGGGUGUUGGGACAAAAGGAUGCCUGCACAUUUGACUCUGGCGGUCCCAUGGUCUAUGGAAAGCAACUUUGUGGAAUUGUGUCCUUCGGCAUUGGUUGUGCCAGCCACAAAUUUCCUGGUGUCUACACUGAUGUCUACUACGUGAGACCCUUCAUAGAGAAGACGAUGGCAUCUUUGCUGAAGCGUAAAUAGAAAUCCAGCUGUUUUUGAAGCUUUUUCUCCACUGUACCCACAAAUUCCCAACAGUAUAAUAAUUUCACACUAUUCGUUUAACAUUUCAAUAAAACAAUUUUCAAAAAGAAUAAAGAAGAAGAAGGUCA
Scaptodrosophila lebanonensis is the source of this 1049-nucleotide messenger RNA. RefSeq names its product seminase. Gene Ontology annotation, molecular function: serine-type endopeptidase activity. The transcript has a single exon. NCBI's taxonomy places the organism in Eukaryota, Metazoa, Arthropoda, Insecta, Diptera, Drosophilidae. The coding region runs from base 82 to 921 and encodes 279 amino acids. Gene Ontology annotation, biological process: proteolysis. The record is from RefSeq and is a predicted model, not a curated record.